AUGGCUGGAGUUACUCCUGUAGGAAAUGUAACCGGUGGCGUGGGUUAUAUUGUUGACAUUAUUGUUAUUCGUUUGGAAAUUGGUGAUACGGAUACCCAACAAUCGAUUGACAAAGAUCCCGCUACCCUUGUCGUGGAAGCCACAUUCAAUAAAGAUGAAUUGAAAAUUACAUCAAGUCGUAUAAAUGUUAUUGAAUUUAAAUCGGGAAAAAGUUUUGAAUUUAUGGAAAAUCCCAGUGUACUUCGAGAUGAUUUGAUGAAAAAUAAAUUGAAAUUAAAAAUAAAACAUUCGGGAAAGGAAUUGGGUUGUGCAGCUGUGGACUGGCCAGAGAGUUUUCUAAAUUGUCUCAUAGAUCCGGCAUGCAGUGGCGAAUUGACACAUGUCUUUGAAUCGGAAUUUCGUAAUUGUGAUACGGAUAAUAAAUGUGGCACCAUUGAGGUGAUAGUACGUCUACAAACAAAGUGUGCGGAAUGGAAUGACGAUGCCAUGUGUGGACCAAGGGAAGAUAUGGCCAAGGCUGCUAAUAAAGUAAUUGAUCCAAAUGAUAUUUUGUUUGUGGUGGGUGAAGAUAAAAAUCCUUGUUGUUGUUCUCAAGUUGGCCUCAUACCUGCCACAGAUUCGGAUAAAUCGUUGCAUCCUACGUGUUUGGAUCUUUCGAAUUUUCGUUCUGUCAAUGGAAAAACUGUACCAAAUGCCGAUAUUUUGAAUACACUGGAUCCAGCAUGUGGCGAACUGAAGAAAGUCACCAAUCAAUAUCAAAAGUUAAUUGAUUCUUUGGUGGGCAAACCAAAACCUUCACCAUGCUGUUCAAAAAAAGCCGAAUCACCGGCUCAUCAUGAUCCAUGUUCAACGUCAUGCCAUCAAAAUUUGCCAGCUGCCAGUAGAUCAGAUAUCCAUAAUCAGAGGUCUAUCUCAAUCGAAUGUUCCGAUGAGGGUCUUUUUGAACCACAGAAAAUUAUAAAUUUUUGUCAUAAGGAUUCGGUACCUCAACUGAUUGAAGAAACUCCUGUUCGUCCGAGGUGCUGCCCACUGUGCAAAGAAAAUCUCUCAUGGUUACCAAAAUUGGCGGCAUGUCCAAAAUGUGGCUAUAAACCUAUACCACAAUUCGAUGAAAAACCCUACGAUGAUCAGCUGACUGCAAAUGAAAUUCUUAACGAUUACAAAGGAGGAUCAUCGUGCAGUGAAGAUCAGGCAUGGGAACAAAAUUGUCCCCAAAACGAUGAAACAGCCACCCAUUGUCGCUGUACUUGUAAUCCGAAAAAAGUGUGUGCCUAUUGUCGUAUACGAAAGUUGUGUGCUGAUGUAUUUCAAUCUGACGGGCACCAAAAGCAGGAUGAAUGUGGAAAAUGUGAAACAAAGUCAUCGGAUGUUUAUAAUAUUUGUAAAACCAAUAGUAAAGAUUGUCGUCCACAUCUGACGCGGGUAUUUUCCGAAUUGAAAGAUCUGUACGAUAUUCGCGAUGUGAAGAAGAAAGAUUUCGAAAAGGAUGUACGAUGUGAAAGGGAAUUAAAUCGUGGCAGUAAAACGCAGAGGGCAUGUGAUAAACAGCAGAAGGAAAAAGGGAAUUGUAAGACAAAGGCUCAUAAGGGGCAAGUUGAUGAGGCGGAAAGGGAACAGUUUUUGGUGAAGAAUUUCCACAAGAAGGGGAAAGUUUGUCGGAACAAAGCGUAAGUAAAAAUUAAAUCAAAUAAAUACUAAUUAUUAAUGAAUUGUCUUCUGGUUAGUUACAAUUAUGGCAUGGUCCGCAAGUAUCCGGGUGUACAAGUGGGCCAUAAAACUUGCAUAAAUGGUUUUGCUGGCCGCAAAAAUGUCCCACCCAAUAUGGGUUGGUUGUGGAGUGCUGAAGCCAAGGGUGUAAGGGCCGGCUGGAAACCAGGUGCCAUACGCAAACCCAUCAAAGAAUUAAUGAAAUAUUUCCUUAGAGAUUUUCCCGCCGAUACCUUAAGGGUAUCACAAUAUUCUUAUCGUCGGCGUCAAGGUGGUGGAUUUUGUAAUCAAGAUGGAGAGCAGGAAGAGAAUUUAAUACAAAAACCCACUCUGCAUAUUUGUAAAAAGAAUGGUGAAUAUUUUAUUACACUACGUCCCCUAAAAGAUCCUGAAGCUUUAGAAGAAUGUGCCGAUCCAUAUUUGAAUAUGCAACCGAUACAAUUUAAAAUUAUUAAAAAUCCCCUAUGCAUGGAAAGACGUAAACUAAAGAAAUGUCUCAAGGAAAUGGGCUUCAGUAAGUGUACCUGUCACAAACCCAUUGUCGAUUGUUUUUGUCGCAGCUUCUUGGACAAGAAACGUUUGGAGUAUCAGUGUAAUAAAGAGGCACGUAAUCGCAACUUACCACCUUGUAAUGACACCCUGGUACUCUCCGAUACAACAGAUAGUGAAACGGAGUUUGAUUUUGGUGUAACACCACCGGCUGGUGUAAUAAAACCCGAAAGACUUAAGAAACGCAAUCUUGUUAAUACAUCGACACAAUAUGAUGAACAAGAUUGGAAUGUACCACCACUGUAUCCCAAGGAACCGAAUAAAUAUAUGAAAUUAUAUAAUUGUGCCAUAGGAGAACGUUUUGGUAAAGCUUUUGGUCCCUAUGGACCUGGUGGUUAUACACCAGGUGCUGUGCCAACAGGUGGAGUGUAUGGGGGUUGUGGUGGCAGAGGUGGUGGUAAGGCAGGCGGCCGUGGUGGUGCUGGUAAAUUUGCUGGUGGAUUUGGAGGACGAAAUCGCGGUUCUGGUGGUGCCAAAGGAUCCACUUCAAAGAGUAAACUUCCCGGUGGUGGUACAGUCGAUAUGAUGAAGUAUUUGAAUAAAUCGAAGGGGCGCAAGUUGUCACCAGCGGAAUUGGCUGAGAAAAGAAAGAAACGUUUACGUGAAUUGACCGGCGUUGCUCCGCCCUUAAUUUGUAUGGUCGAUAGACGUGCGAAGGCGGUGGCCGAUCCUUGCUAUGAUCCUUGCUGUGGUGAUGCUUGUUUACGUGACACUCGUAUUUGUUAA
This is a messenger RNA of Musca vetustissima, 2982 nucleotides long. RefSeq lists its product as uncharacterized. The record is from RefSeq and is a predicted model, not a curated record. The transcript is spliced from 6 exons. Lineage: Eukaryota; Metazoa; Arthropoda; Insecta; Diptera; Muscidae.